Erpetoichthys calabaricus (reedfish) is the source of this 2720-nucleotide messenger RNA. Its product is annotated as F-box/LRR-repeat protein 14. The transcript has a single exon. The record is from RefSeq and is a predicted model, not a curated record. The coding region runs from base 275 to 1477 and encodes 400 amino acids. Gene Ontology annotation, biological process: SCF-dependent proteasomal ubiquitin-dependent protein catabolic process. Gene Ontology annotation, cellular component: SCF ubiquitin ligase complex. Gene Ontology annotation, molecular function: protein binding. NCBI's taxonomy places the organism in Eukaryota, Metazoa, Chordata, Cladistia, Polypteriformes, Polypteridae.
UCUGAUCGCCAGAGCUUUUUUUUCGUGGCGGACUGCUGCUGGAUUUUGGGAGGAUUUUUUUCUAAUUUGGAUUCCCCACUGCGCAACCCAGGCGGAUCACGUGGGAGAAGUGAGAUUGAUCGAACUGCACAAAUAUAUAUGUGCACAGAAAUACAAGGAUCAGCAAAAUAAUUUUAGUCUGUUUAAAAAAAAAAAAAAAAAGGACGGAAGGACCCGAGAAAGAGCGGCGGAUUGGGGGGAUAUCUCCAGCGAAUCGUUUUUAUGUCUGUUUAAAAUGGAGACGCACAUUUCGUGCUUGUUCCCGGAGAUUUUAGCUAUGAUCUUCAGUUAUUUGGACGUAAGGGACAAAGGCAGGGUGGCCCAAGUGUGCGCGGCGUGGAGGGACGCCGCUUAUCAUAAAUCGGUGUGGCGAGGAGUGGAAGCCAAGUUGCACCUCAGGCGGGCCAAUCCUUCGCUCUUUCCCAGCUUGCAGGCCCGGGGGAUCAGACGGGUGCAGAUUCUCAGCUUGAGGCGCAGUCUCAGCUACGUGAUCCAGGGGAUGCCAAACAUUGAGAGCCUCAACCUUAGCGGAUGCUACAACUUGACUGACAACGGCCUUGGACACGCUUUUGUGCAAGAGAUCCCAUCCCUCCGAGUACUCAACCUGAGCCUCUGCAAACAGAUCACCGACUCCAGCCUCGGCCGCAUCGCCCAGUAUCUCAAAAAUCUGGAGGUCCUGGAACUCGGUGGCUGUAGCAACAUCACCAAUACUGGUUUGCUGCUAAUCGCGUGGGGCUUGCAUCGACUCAAAAGCCUCAAUCUGCGGAGUUGUCGACAUGUGUCUGAUGUGGGCAUCGGACACCUGGCAGGCAUGACGCGAAGCGCUGCCGAGGGUUGCCUCAACCUGGAAUACCUGACCCUGCAGGACUGUCAGAAACUGACGGAUCUUUCCCUCAAACACAUCUCCAAGGGUCUGGCUAAGCUCAAGGUCCUUAAUUUGAGCUUCUGUGGGGGCAUCUCGGACGCUGGCAUGAUCCACCUGUCCCACAUGAGCAGCCUGUGGAGCCUGAACCUGCGAUCCUGCGACAACAUUAGCGACACCGGCAUUAUGCACCUAGCAAUGGGAACACUGCGACUUUCGGGCCUCGACGUUUCUUUCUGCGACAAGAUCGGUGACCAGAGCUUGGCCUACAUCGCCCAAGGUCUCUACCAGUUGAAGUCGCUUUCCUUGUGCUCCUGUCACAUAAGUGACGACGGGAUCAAUAGGAUGGUGAGGCAGAUGCACGAGCUGAGGACCCUAAACAUCGGCCAGUGCGUGCGGAUUACGGACAAAGGGCUGGAGCUGAUCGCCGACCACCUUACUCAGCUCACUGGCAUAGAUCUGUACGGGUGCACCAAAAUUACGAAGCGGGGGCUCGAAAGAAUAACGCAGCUCCCUUGCCUUAAAGUUUUGAACCUUGGACUCUGGCAGAUGACCGAGAGCGAAAAAGUGAGGUGAAAUUUAGCAGACAGGCGGGAGGGAAGGAAGUGGGCUGACACACUUUUAAAACAAUGGCGACCACUGGGAGAGAUCUCUAUUUUGGACUUCUUUAAAGUUCCUUUUUAAGUACUUUUUUUAUUUUUCAAAAAAGGCAAAGAUCUCUUACAUUGUAAAGCGCAAAUUUCAAAGUAAGGUUAGAUUUUUGUGCAUUCGUGCCUGUAAUUUACCACAAGAAAUGGCAGAUAAGUUGCAGUAUUCAAAAGGAAAAUAACCUGUAUUUGCUUGUAGCUAAAACAUAAUCUUUUCUCCCCUCAAAUAUAAACAAGUCUCGGUGGGGAAAGGAAAAAAAGUGCAUUUUAGGCUACCUCGUUUAUUUUUUAAUUUCAAUUGUAAUCCCUGCGGUUCCCUUUUUUCGUUUCUUUUUUUUUUUUUUGUUGUUUUAAGACUGACAAAUUGUGCCUCGACUGAAACGGAAUCCCCUCCCCCAUGGCACGGACAGAGCGGUAUGAGAUCAGAAGUUUUUUAUUAUUAUUUUAAUUGAUUGCUCGGUUUAAAAUGCAGUUUUGUAUUUAAACACUGGCCAUUUCAAAUAGCAAAUGAGGGGGGAAGAGUUUAUGCAAAGACGGAAAAAAAGCAAAAGAGCGAGACCGUGACAGCGUUGAGUUACAAAGGCUUUUUUGUUUCGCGACAACCGCAAGGCCUCGAAGCCUUUAAUUCAUGCUUUGAAUGAUAUCGAGGCUGUUCAGCUGUAUUUUUUGCUUAUGUGAGCAGAUUUUAUAAUUAAAAGCUGUAAUUCAAAGCUACAUACUUCAAAUUGAAGUGAUUUUUUGGGGUUUUGUUUUCAGUAAAAAAGGCCCGUUUGCAGUCAGUCGUUUCUUCAUCACCGAGUGACUCCAUUUGAAUUGACGGUUCGAAAUCUCGGAGGGAAAAUGUUAAAAAAAAAAAAAAAGAGAGAGAGAAACUGGAGAGGAGAACACGAGGAAUGGGGGUAUUUAUCUGGAAGAAGAAAUGAUUGUUUUUUUUAGAAUAACUAGUAAAAUGCCUGUCAGGCCUGUGUUACUGUGUUAUUGAUCUGCAACAGCCAAGUCCUGCUGAAAAGCUACUGUAUUGAGUUGUACUGUAUGUGAAUUUGUAAAGAAAACGCAACAAAAAAGCCAAACAAAAAAAGAAAACAAAUUCUUUUUAUAUUCUUACAGUAAACCUUUAAAUCUGAUAUUUAUAUAAUAAAGACGGGAAAUAUGAAGUAUGUUUUGGAGAAAAA